This is a messenger RNA of Capronia epimyces CBS 606.96, 228 nucleotides long. RefSeq names its product small nuclear ribonucleoprotein D2. Gene Ontology annotation, molecular function: RNA binding. The coding region runs from base 1 to 228 and encodes 75 amino acids. The transcript has a single exon. Gene Ontology annotation, biological process: RNA splicing; spliceosomal snRNP assembly. Gene Ontology annotation, cellular component: precatalytic spliceosome; U2 snRNP; U5 snRNP. The record is from RefSeq and is a predicted model, not a curated record. Lineage: Eukaryota; Fungi; Ascomycota; Eurotiomycetes; Chaetothyriales; Herpotrichiellaceae.
AUGACCGCCACCCGAACACACACCCAAGUCCUCAUCUCGUGUCGGAAUAACCGAAAGCUCCUCGCGCGCGUCAAAGCAUUCGAUCGCCACUGCAACAUGGUCUUGGAAAACGUGAAGGAAAUGUGGACGGAGAAAGGAAAGGGCAACUCCAAAGGCGUCAACAAGGACAGAUUCAUCAGCAAAAUGUUUCUACGGGGUGAUAGCGUCAUCUUGGUCUUGUUGAGUUGA